Raphanus sativus (radish) is the source of this 1863-nucleotide messenger RNA. Its product is annotated as disease resistance protein RPV1-like. The coding region runs from base 132 to 1727 and encodes 531 amino acids. Gene Ontology annotation, molecular function: ATP hydrolysis activity; ADP binding. The transcript has 2 exons. Gene Ontology annotation, biological process: signal transduction; defense response. The record is from RefSeq and is a predicted model, not a curated record. NCBI's taxonomy places the organism in Eukaryota, Viridiplantae, Streptophyta, Magnoliopsida, Brassicales, Brassicaceae.
UCAGCUUUUUGCUGUAAACCAGGCUUUCAAACUGGAUAUCAGCUUAUCAAACCCUUCCACACUUUUUUAUUUAGUUUGGUCUGUUAUUUGGUCGUGGAAGACACCCCACCUCUUUUUCUUGCACAAUAAUCAUGAGUACUGGUAUUGAUUCUGUAUCCCGUCUGGAUGUGUUUCUGAGUUUCAGAGGCCUAGACGUGCGUAGAAGUUUGGUUAGCCAUCUCUAUACUGAGCUUUCUCGGAGGGGCAUAAAAUGUUCUUUAGAUGAGGAGGAGGAGAAAGAUAGAGGGAGGCAGGUUUCACCUUCCCUUCUCCGUGCAAUUUCAGAGUCGAAAGUGGCAGUGGUUGUGUUAUCUAAUUACUACGCUUCUUCGAGCUGGUGUUUGGAUGAACUGGAAAACAUUAUGAGUCAUGCUCGAAAUAAAUCGACGGCCGUGGUGCCUAUCUUCUACGAGGUAGAUUCUUCUGACGUGAGAAAUCAAAGUGGCAUAUUCGGGGAGGAAUUCGAGAGACAUGGUCAAGAAGAGAAUCCAGAGACGUUGCAGAAGUGGAGAGACGCUUUGAUAAAACUGACCUACAAACCUGGCUUCUCCUCUCAUGAUUCGCAGGAUGACUCGAAGCUGGUUCGCGAAAUUACGCGUCACGUGUCUAGUUUGUUGUCUGAAUCUCGUCUCCAGAAGGAGCUGCGUCCAGGAAAAUCAAUUGAAGAAAACACGUUAACUGCAAAGAAAACUUCUUCAGGUCGGCUAGUCUCUGAUUCCGACAAGCUUAUGUCUAUCAUAUCUGACUCAUCCAACAGCCUAGUUACCAUGGAUCGUCACAUGGAAGUGAUGUAUGAGAUCUUGGAGUUACAAUCUACUAGCGAAGUUAGAAUAGUUGGCAUUUCAGGCGUCACGGGAAUUGGCAAAACUACUAUUGCGAGGCUUAUUCACCAGAAGUUAUCCACAGCUUUUCAAAGUCAUAGCUUUCUUGACACCUCGAAGAUCGUUCAUGAUCCCAUUUCAGGCACUCAGGGAAUUGGCAAAACAAGUAUUCUGAGCAGCCUUUACCAGAAUUCAUUUCAAGAUCAUUACUCACUUAAGACUUCGAAGACCAUUCACGAUCAAGGCCUCGUCAGCCGUGCUUCCUCAUCAGGUUCAAUGAAAAAGCUUCCUUCUCCAAGAGGUCUGAAAAGAAAAUCAUUACAAACGAGUUCUGACUUGGGCUCUGAUGAUAAAAGGACACUGUUUUGGCACCAAAAAAGAUCUUUGGUCAUAGUUGAUAACGUUGAGACUAUCAAACAGCUAGAGGAGAUCAUGAAAGAUGUGAGUUGGCUUGGUCCAGGAAGUAGAGUUAUUAUAACCACACAAGACAAGAAUUUACUUUUAGCUUGUGGAGUUGAACAUGUCUACGAAGUGGACUAUCUGAGAUAUGAUGAAGCUCUUGAGCUCUUCAGCCAAUGUGCAUUCAAGAAACAGUACCCAACUGCAGAUUUUGAACAGCUCUCGGUCCGUGCAGUACAGCUAACCGGCUGUCUUCCUUUGGGUCUUAAGCUUCUCGGUUCUUUUCUAUGUGGCAAAACUAAAGAGGACUGGGAAACAGAAGUGAAGAGUCUCGAAGCAAAACAAGAUAAAGCUAUUCUCGAACUAUUAAAGAUUAACGUCCAGGGCGUACCACAUGGUCGAACCAAAGAGGACAGGGAACAUGACGUGCAGAUGCACGAAAAAAAGAAGAAGAUAAAGCCAUUGUAGAACUAUUGAAGCUUAGCCCACAACGCAUACCCUCACACUGCAUAUUCUUACUACCACAAAUCUUUAUAUAUCUAUCUUAUUAAAACAGAAACAUUUUGUUGGACCUAACUACUAUUUUGUAAGAUUUUAAAUUGAA